Messenger RNA from Adineta steineri, 547 nucleotides. The record is from the annotation of a GenBank genome assembly. NCBI's taxonomy places the organism in Eukaryota, Metazoa, Rotifera, Eurotatoria, Adinetida, Adinetidae.
AUGCAUAGUAUUCUUGAUGUUGUAGGAGGUUUUUUGUUAUUUUUAAUUUGUAUUAAACGAAUUAGAUUAUGGAUUUACAUAAGAAGCUAUUUUGAGAAUUUAGCGAAUUCAUGGUCAUGUUAUAGAAUUGGUAGAUUACGUAUUAUUAAUUCAAGUAUUUAUGUCUUUGUAAGUGCAUCAAUAGGUGGAUUGAUUAUUUUUUCAUUGAUUGGAGAUAUUUCUGGUGUAUUAUUAAUCAAUUUAUCAUCUUUAUUUAUGGCAGCAGUGUGGGGUCAAUAUAUUGAAAGAUCAAGUGGAUUAUCUCGACCAUUUGGUUAUUUUGGUUUUAUCAUAGGUGGUAUAAUGGGAUCAUUGAUUGUUUCAUGGUUUUAUAGUAUUUCUCUUGUUCGAAUAUUAUCAGCAUAUGCAUUAGCAAGUCCUUGGAUACAAGGUGUUGGUCGUUUUCGAUGUAUUAUCCAUGGAUGUUGUCAUGGUAGAUCAACAAAUAAAUUUAUUGGAAUAUUAAUAACUAAUUCACAAUCACGAGUAUGUUCUUUAUCAAAAUUAA